Molecule: messenger RNA, 3338 nt
Organism: Phaethon lepturus (White-tailed tropicbird)
Lineage: Eukaryota; Metazoa; Chordata; Aves; Phaethontiformes; Phaethontidae
Gene: SNAP91
Product: synaptosomal-associated protein, 91kDa
Exons: 21
Source: RefSeq, a predicted model, not a curated record
GCUCCUAGCAGUCUCAUGGAGACCCUUGAGCAACAUCUAAACUCCCUGGAAGGAAAAAAACCUGGAAACAAUGAAGGAUCUGGGGCUCCUUCUCCUCUAAGCAAGUCUUCUCCAGCAACAACUGUUACAUCUCCUAGUUCUACUCCAGCGAAAACUAUUGAUACAUCUCCUCCAGUUGAUCUUUUUGCAACUUCAUCUACAGCUGCUCCAGUCAGCUCUUCCAAACCAUCCAGUGAUCUUCUGGACCUUCAGCCAGAUUUUGCUGCUACUGGGCAGGCAGCUCCAGCAGCCCCUGCUGGAGCCACUUCAUGGGGAGACCUCUUGGGAGAAGAUAAUCUGGCUGCACUUUCCGGUGUUACCUCUGAGCCACAGAUUUCAGAUCCAUUUGCCCCAGAGCCUAGUGCAACUACUGCUGCAACUACUGAUACUACAACUACUUCAGCUCCUGCUGCUACAACUACAACUAUUACUGCUGCCACUGCUGAAGUGGAUCUCUUUGGAGAUGCCUUUGCAGCUUCUCCUGGAGAAGCCCCUGCAGCAGCUGAAGGGGCAGCAGCACCAGCUACCCCAACCCCUGUAGCAGCAGCUCUUGAUGCAUGUUCAGGAAAUGACCCCUUUGCCCCAACCGAAGGUAGUGCAGAGGCUGCUCCUGAGCUGGACCUCUUUGCUAUGAAGCCAACAGAGACUGCUGUUCCUGUAGUUACCCCUACAACUAGUGCAGCCACUCCAGUUCCUGCAACAACUCCUUCUCCAGCUGCUGCUGUUGCUGCUGCUGCUACUGCUACUACGGCUACUGCCACUACCACUACUGCCACCACUUCUGCUACCGCCACCACCUCCGCUCCUCCUGCUCUAGAUAUCUUUGGUGAUUUAUUUGAGUCUGUUCCUGAUGUACCUGCAGCACCUAAACCAGAUGCUACUCCUAGCAUAGAUCUCUUUGGUACAGAUGCUUUUUCAUCACCGCCGCAUGGAGCUUCUCCUGUGCCUGAGAGUUCUCUUACUGCUGAUCUCUUAUCUGUGGAUGCAUUUGCAGCCCCCUCUCCUCUACCCACUGCCUCUCCAGCAAAGGUGGAUUCUUCAGGUGUGAUUGACCUAUUUGGUGAUGCUUUUGGAAGUAGUGCUUCUGAACCCCCGCCCACAACCCCGGCUGCUUCUAGUUCCUCAGCUUCUGCAGACCUACUUGCUGGCUUUGGAGGUUCUUUCAUUGCUCCUUCUCCAUCACCAUCCCCAGUCACUCCAGCUCAAACCAGCUUACUACAGCCUAACUUUGAUGCAGCUUUUGGGACAACAGCUCCAACGACUGGCAGUUCAUUUGAUGCAUCAGUGUUUGAUGGCUUAGGUGAUCUUCUUAUGCCAACUAUGGUUCCUUCUGGUCAGUCUAUAACACCUUCAGCCACAGCAACAGUCACUGCUUCAGCAGCAAGCAAAGGCCUUGGAAGCGAUCUUGAUUCGUCUCUUGCAAACCUAGUAGGCAAUCUUGGAAUUUCUGGUACCACUUCAAAAAAGGGAGACCUUCAGUGGAAUGCUGGAGAGAAAAAGUUAACGGGAGGAGCCAACUGGCAGCCAAAAGUAGCACCUGCAACAUGGUCAACUGGUGGUGUCCCAAGUGGUCCAUUGACAGGAGCUGUGCCUCCAGCAAGUGCUGUUCCUGCCACAGGAGGUGCUCCACCUGUCCCACAGCCAGGAGCAGCGUUUGGGAUGCCCCCAGCAGGCACAGGCGUACCCAUGAUGCCCCAGCAGCCAGUUAUGUAUGGGCAACCUAUGAUGAGGCCACCAUUUGGAGCUGCCACUGGCCCUGGUGUACAGCUUUCUCCAAGCCCAACUCCUGCUACUCAGAGUCCCAAGAAACCUCCAACAAAGGACCCGUUAGCGGAUCUUAACAUCAAGGAUUUCUUGUAAACGAUAAGCUGCAGUUUUUCUGACUGGAUGAUAAAAACGUGAGCCUGGAGUCUACAAACAGAUGCUCAGAGUUUCAAAGUGAGCCACCAGUACCAAACCCGGCGCUUACUCAGACUUUCUCUUCCUCCUGAAACGUGUAGCACAGCUGUGAAAGUGAACAUUAGGAAUGUGUACUACCUUAGCUGUUAUCCCUACUCUCUCGAAAUUUGUGUACUUGGGUUAUUUGUGUUUUACGAUUUAAACAAUGGAUGUAUGUUUCUGAUGCCUUCUAGUGCUUUUCUGAACCUAUCCCACAGGGGCAGAUUAUGCAGCUGUUGUUUGGUGAGCCAUUUGGAGCGAUGUCUGUGGUUUUUGAAGGUUUCAAUGUAUAUAACUUUUUGAGGACACCUGGAAGUUCCCUAGGACUCAAUUUCUCCUUUAUCUGUUACGAAACAUAGUGUGAUAAUACCAGAUAGUAAGGAAAAUACUUAUGAAAUUGUGUGGAAUACAAUUUUUUUUUUUUCGGUCACAGGAAUCUCAAUUGUCGUGAAAAAUGUUUUAUUUUUGUGGCACUGUAUAUGUUAAGAUAAUUUAAAGUAAUAUAGAGGUAAACUUCCAUAACAAAUACUUUUUUUGAUGAUUUACCAAGAAUGAAAAAUCAUAUCUGAAAGAAUACCAUAUUUAUUGCUGUUUUUUUAAGAUCUAUUUUAAUUAUUUAAGUUUUUGCAUAUAAAAUUGGCAUAUUUAUCAGUUCUUGCUAAAUGCACUGAAAAUAAGUAAAGGGUCAGUUUCUCUCCAUGUAGAUGGAAACAGCAACCAUAGUUGUGCUGGCAUUAAGGGAUUUCAAAUAUGAGAGCACUCUUUGGUAUAUCUGUAGUCAAAACAUUACAAGUGGUGUUACUCAUCUCUGUUCGGUUCUUACGUACAUCUCUUAAUUUAGUGCUUACCUGUGUAUGCCUUAGGCUAGUGUUUUCUCCAUUGCCCCGAAUGCGCUGUGAGUAGCUUUUGUACUAUUGGUGAUUAGAUUUAAUUCUGAUCCAGAGUUCCAUGCCCUUUACUGUACAUACUGUGUUUCUUUAAUUUUUUGUUUGUUCUCAUACUGUUUCUGCUGACGGCUUGGCGUGAGAUCUUGGCUCUUCAAUGAGGUCACUGUUGAUCAGUGUUACAAGUGGCUUGGCAGUUCUCUGUAAAAGCAUAUCGGGUUGGAAAGAUAUUCACCUAAAGUCUUUCAAAUGAACUAUUUAAUCAAUGUAUGGUACCAUUACAAGUGGUUGUAUCUGAAUUUGCUGUAGGGAUAACAUACACCGUAAUGGGAAAGUUCUAUAAAAAGCUAAUUUCAAAGUGGCUCUUCUUUGUAUUUCAGUUAAAAAAAAAAAAAACCAAACAAAACAAAAAAAGAACAAAAAACCCCAGUGCAUGUGUGCCCUCUGAGAUGCAAUAAACACCUUGAUCAAAGUAAA